AUGUCCCUUCGCUCGCAGCCGCUCUCCCCUCCUAGGCCCGCUCUCCCACAGGAAACUGCGACCGCGGAGCACAACCUCUACCGCAAAGAAGCCGAGGCCCAGCAACUUAAACUUGACAAAUUCAAGGCCGACGAGAAUUCGGAAGCUUGGGACAUAAAUAAUGGAACCAGGAUGAUGGAGGAAGCAAAUAGGAUGAUUGCUGACUCGACCACCCGUCUUGGGAAGGCUGUUGCAGACCUGAGAGAGCUUGUGAUUGCGGCGAAGAAAAUCCCUGAAUUAGCAGAAGCAGAAGAACUAUUGAAAGCAGAAGAGACUCUUGAGUCAGCUAGCAUUUAA
Molecule: messenger RNA, 336 nt
Organism: Pleurotus ostreatus (oyster mushroom)
Lineage: Eukaryota; Fungi; Basidiomycota; Agaricomycetes; Agaricales; Pleurotaceae
Exons: 4
Coding region: 1-336 (111 amino acids)
Biological process (GO): post-chaperonin tubulin folding pathway; tubulin complex assembly
Cellular component (GO): microtubule cytoskeleton; cytosol
Molecular function (GO): beta-tubulin binding
Source: RefSeq, a predicted model, not a curated record